This is a messenger RNA of Lichtheimia ornata, 1017 nucleotides long. RefSeq lists its product as uncharacterized. NCBI's taxonomy places the organism in Eukaryota, Fungi, Mucoromycota, Mucoromycetes, Mucorales, Lichtheimiaceae. The record is from RefSeq and is a predicted model, not a curated record. The transcript is spliced from 5 exons. The coding region runs from base 1 to 1017 and encodes 338 amino acids.
AUGAUGAAAGCUGUUGAAGCUCUACCUUGUCUUUUGUUCCCAUCAGUGAAUGAUGCACAUAAUGUUGUCCUUGACACAAGCCCCAUUCAAUGCACCAAUUUCUAUUACUUUAACACAUCCACCACAACCACCUAUGAUGAUGAUGAAGAAUCGCCGCCAUCCGAAAAGGAUGAGCAAUCUGAUGGCUCUGGCAAUUCAAGUUUGUGUCGCCGCCCUCGUACAUCCUCUUCCAAUCUCUCUCGACAUUUAUUGCAACAAGACAAGACUCGGCGUAAAAAACUCAAGCGAAGCAGCACCACCGCAUCCAUUCUCAACUCUCUCAUUAGUGCUAGUAGUAGUAGUAGUGAUGAAGAAGGAGAGGAUGAAAACAAACAUCAACAUAGCAUUGGGCGCCAAAAAGAUACUCACAAUGAUAAAAACCGCCGCCCCCUUGUUACUCGAAAAACAACACACGACAUUGUGCAGUAUCGCCCUGUCAAAUUGACGCAACGUGAUGCCAACACCAUGUCUUGUUUAGAUACACGCAUGGCUGAGACUCUUCGACUCUUUUUACCACGUCGGCUGUCUGUGGCACAUGAAUGGCGUCUGUUGUAUAGCAUGGAUCAACAUGGCUCGAGCUUACAGACACUUUUUUACAAUGUCCAAAAACAUGUGGGCCCUUGUUUGCUCGUGAUCCAAACAACGGAUGAAGAGAUUUUUGGAGGCUACCUUUCCGAGACAUUACAUAUGGAGUCGCGGUACUAUGGCUCCGGCGAAUGUUUCCUUUGGAGAAUGGACAUGCAGUCGGGAAAUCCUCGGCCUCUUGUUUAUCGGUGGGCGGGUAAAAAUGAUUACCUGAUUUACUCUGAUCGCAAUUAUCUCUCAUUGGGAGGAGGGGAUGGCAAAGUGGGUCUUUGGCUUAAUGGUGAUUUGUUGCAUGGGCACACAGAGCCAUGUGCCACGUUUGAGAAUGAGCCGCUUGCCGAUCAUACAACUUUUGAGUGUUUGGCGCUUGAGAUCUGGGGAUUCAAGUUUUAA